Messenger RNA from Talaromyces stipitatus ATCC 10500, 1549 nucleotides. Its product is annotated as chromatin assembly factor 1 subunit C, putative. Bases 126 to 1436 code for a protein of 436 amino acids. Lineage: Eukaryota; Fungi; Ascomycota; Eurotiomycetes; Eurotiales; Trichocomaceae. The transcript is spliced from 6 exons. Gene Ontology annotation, biological process: regulation of gene expression. The record is from RefSeq and is a predicted model, not a curated record. Gene Ontology annotation, cellular component: nucleus; cytoplasm; Rpd3L complex. Gene Ontology annotation, molecular function: histone binding.
AUCACCAGCUUUACUUCUUGCAGGAAACUUCCAAAUAUAAAAGCCGGACAGUUUCCUGCCUCAGGAACUCCUUCCUGAAUCUUUAACAGAUCUUCACUCGCGAUCAGGUCAAUCUGAAAGCAGUCAUGGAGCCUUAUGACGAUGGUUUUAUUGAGGAACAGGAGGAGCAAGAAGAAGAGAGAAAUGAAGAGAAGAUUAUCAAUGAAGAAUACAAAACGUGGAAGAAAAAUGCGCCGUUUCUCUACGACAUGAUUCUGAGCACUGCUCUCGAGUGGCCCACCCUUACCACGCAAUGGCUUCCCGAUAAACAAGAGGUUCCCGACAAGCCUUAUUCUACGCAUCGCUUACUCCUUGGUACUCAUACAUCCAACGACGCGAAAAAUUAUCUGCAAAUUGCGCAUGUCCAAUUACCAAACCCAAACUACCCAGAAGCAGAAGACUAUGAUGAGGAGCGCGGCGAAAUUGGAGGUUACGGGGGCGGCGCAAAGAAGAGCGCGGUGGAAGUCAAAUUCAAUAUUGUCCAGAAAAUUGACCACAAGGGAGAGGUUAAUAAAGCAAGAUACCAACCACAGAACCCCAACAUCAUCGCGACAAUGUGCACGGAUGGUAGGGUCAUGAUCUGGGAUCGGUCUAAACACCCAAGCAUUCCCACAGGAACCGUUAAUCCCCAGUUGGAGCUGUUAGGACAUACAAAGGAAGGGUUCGGGCUGAGCUGGAGCCCGCAUGCAGAGGGAAAAUUGGUGACUGGAAGUGAAGACAAGACAGUGCGACUCUGGGAUAUGGAAACGUACACCAAGGGAAAUAAGGCUAUCAGGCCAAUUAGUACCUAUACACAUCAUUCGUCUAUCGUGAACGAUGUCCAAUAUCACCCUUUGCAUUCCUCGCUCAUCGGUACUGUGUCGGACGAUAUUACGCUUCAGAUCAUCGACAUUCGAGAGUCCGACACCACAAAAGCGGCAGCUGUUGCCGAAGGACAGCACCGAGACGCUAUCAAUGCGAUCGCAUUCAACCCGGCCGCCGAAACGGUCCUAGCCACGGGAUCCGCGGACAAGUCUAUAGGGUUGUGGGAUCUUCGAAACCUGAAAUCCAAACUACAUGCCCUUGAGUGCCACACUGAGUCAGUCACCUCUGUAUCUUGGCACCCCUUUGAAGAGGCAGUUUUGGCAAGUGCAAGCUACGAUCGAAAGAUUAUGUUCUGGGAUUUGAGCAGAGCGGGCGAAGAACAGACUCCUGAAGAUGCUCAAGAUGGUCCACCUGAAUUGUUGUUUAUGCACGGUGGUCAUACCAACCGAAUCUCCGACUUUAGCUGGAAUCUGAGCGAUCCAUGGGUGCUCUGCUCGGCAGCAGAGGAUAAUUUGUUGCAAGUGUGGAAAGUCUCAGAUGCGAUUGUGGGCAAAGAUCUCGGGGAUGUCCCGACAGAGGAGUUGGAGGCCUGAAGAGAGACAACUUAGGCACUUGCUAGAGGCAAUCCUGAAAAUGCCAGCCAUAAUAAGCCUUUCUCCAGAAUCUUCCUUUCAGAAUAGUUCCCUAGAAUCCAAGAGUAACAAUG